Molecule: messenger RNA, 754 nt
Organism: Cynara cardunculus var. scolymus (artichoke)
Lineage: Eukaryota; Viridiplantae; Streptophyta; Magnoliopsida; Asterales; Asteraceae
Product: 40S ribosomal protein S13-like
Exons: 5
Coding region: 92-547 (151 amino acids)
Biological process (GO): translation
Cellular component (GO): ribosome; nucleolus; cytosolic small ribosomal subunit
Molecular function (GO): small ribosomal subunit rRNA binding; structural constituent of ribosome
Source: RefSeq, a predicted model, not a curated record
AUGCCCACCUUUGCAUCUAGGGUUUUGAAGCACUCCUAAGCCGACCACCGCCACUGCAAGUAGCGGCGAACGCCACCACAUCUCCGCCACCAUGGGUCGUAUGCACAGUUCAGGAAAGGGUAUUUCCGCAUCAGCUAAGCCAUACAAGAGGAGUCCACCAAGCUGGUUGAAGAUCUCCUCUCAGGAUGUUCAGGACAAUAUCUGUAAGUUUGCCAAGAAAGGGCUUACACCCUCACAAAUUGGUGUCAUCCUUCGUGAUUCUCAUGGUAUUGCUCAGGUGAACAGCGUAACCGGGAGCAAGAUUCUCAGAAUUCUUAAGGCAAAUGGCCUUGCUCCAGAUAUUCCAGAGGAUUUGUACCAGCUCAUCAAGAAGGCAGUUGCUAUCCGAAAGCAUUUGGAGAGGAACAGGAAGGACAAAGAUUCGAAAUUCAGGUUGAUUCUUGUCGAGAGUAGGAUUCAUCGACUUGCCCGCUACUACAAGAAAACGAAGAAGCUUGCACCAGUCUGGAAAUACGAGUCGACCACGGCUAGCACCAUGGUGGCGUAGAGAAGUGCUGCUGUCUUGUGAAAGGUGGAAGCGAAUUUUGAGUUUGAUGAGUAUGGUUUUAGUUGUAAUGUUGGUGACUGGUUUAUGAUAUGAGUAGAUGAAAAGAUUUUGUUGUUUGAAGAUGAAAUUGAUGAUUGUUUUUCAGACAUGUUUACUGCUGUGUUUUGUUUAGAAAUGGAUCUAUCCGUGCUCGACUUUCUGAAUUUC